Messenger RNA from Poeciliopsis prolifica (blackstripe livebearer), 4650 nucleotides. It is a transcript of the gene smc1a, whose product is annotated as structural maintenance of chromosomes 1A. NCBI's taxonomy places the organism in Eukaryota, Metazoa, Chordata, Actinopteri, Cyprinodontiformes, Poeciliidae. Gene Ontology annotation, biological process: sister chromatid cohesion. The coding region runs from base 287 to 3982 and encodes 1231 amino acids. The transcript is spliced from 26 exons. Gene Ontology annotation, cellular component: nucleus; cohesin complex; chromosome. Gene Ontology annotation, molecular function: DNA binding; ATP binding; ATP hydrolysis activity. The record is from RefSeq and is a predicted model, not a curated record.
UUUCCUGUUAGAUUGUAAAAUGGCGCUCUGUUGUUACAAGUGUUCCGAUUUAAUUUGACAAGGAUUUUUACGAGGCAUUUAUGUUUGAGACUUUGCGUUUGCUUCAUAAUGUAACUUAUGUGCAAGAGAGCUACAUGUUGAGCAGCAGCUUUCCUUCAUUUACAAGUUCACUUCGUUUGUGUUAGACAAGUUGUUCGCUGCAGACUGGCUGCUAGCAUUGUUAGCUAACUGUCUUAACAUUGUCCGUGCAUAUAUUCAUAUAAGUAUAAGCUCGGCAACAAGCAAAAUGGGCUACUUGAAACUCAUAGAGAUAGAAAACUUCAAGUCAUACAAAGGACGACAAAUUAUCGGACCGUUUCACAAGUUCACGGCAAUCAUCGGACCCAAUGGAUCGGGUAAAUCCAACCUCAUGGAUGCCAUCAGCUUUGUGUUGGCAGAAAAGACGAGUAACCUGCGUGUGAAGACUUUGAAAGAUCUAAUCCAUGGAGCUCCUGUGGGGAAGCCAGCUGCCAACAGAGCGUUUGUCAGCAUGGUAUACCAAGAGGAUAACGGAGAGGAGCGUUCCUUCACACGGGUCAUUAUUGGGGCCUCAUCCGAGUACCGCAUAAACAAUAAAGUGGUUGGACUACCUGAAUACAGCGAGGAGCUGGAAAAACUUGGCAUUCUGAUCAAAGCCAGAAACUUUCUUGUCUUUCAGGGGGCUGUGGAGUCCAUUGCCAUGAAGAACCCCAAAGAGCGAACAACGCUGUUUGAGGAGAUCUCACGUUCUGGGGAGUUGGCACAAGAGUAUGACCGCAGAAAGAAGGAGAUGGUGAAAGCAGAAGAAGAUACACAGUUCAAUUAUCACCGCAAGAAAAACAUUGCUGCAGAGCGCAAAGAAGCCAAGCAGGAGAAGGAAGAGGCUGAGCGAUAUCAACGCCUUAAAGACGAGGUCGCCAGAGCCAGUGUACAGUUACAGCUCUUCAAGUUGUACCACAAUGAGGUCGAGAUCGAGAAACUGAACAAAGAGCUCGGCCAGCGGAAUAAAGAAAUCGAUAAGGACCGUAAAAAGAUGGACCACGUCGAAGAGGAGCUGAAGGACAAGAAGAAAGAGCUGGGCAGGCUGAUGAGGGAGCAGCAGACCAUCGAGAAAGAAAUCAAAGAAAAGGACUCUGAGCUGAAUCAAAAGAGGCCCCAGUACAUCAAGGCCAAAGAGAACACGGCACACAAAAUCAAAAAGCUUGAAGCUGCGAAAAAAUCUCAUCAGAACGCCCAGAAGAUGUACAAGAAGCGCAAAGCUGACAUGGAUGAGCUGGAUAAGGAGAUGAGAGCGGUGGAGUUGGCCAAGCAGGAGUUUGAGGAAAGAAUGGAGGAGGAGGCUCAAAGCCAGGGCCAGGACCUCACACUGGAGGAAAACCAGGUGAAGCAGUACCAUCGCCUGAAGGAGGAGGCCAGUAAGCGCGCUGCCACUCUGGCCCAGGAACUGGAGAAGUUCAACCGGGACCAGAAGGCUGACCAGGACCGCCUUGAUUUGGAGGAGAGGAAGAAAGUGGAGACAGAGGCCAAAAUCAAGCAGAAGAUUCGUGAAAUAGAAGAAAACCAGAAGCGUAUUGAGAAGCUAGAGGACUACAUCACCACCAGCAGACAGUCACUCGAUGAGCAGAAGCGCAUGGAGGAGGAGCUGACGGAGGAAGUAGAGAUGGCCAAGAGGAGGAUUGAUGAAAUAAACAUGGAGCUUAAUCAGGUGAUGGAGCAGCUGGGAGACGCCAGGAUCGACAGACAGGAAAACAGUCGACAGCAGCGCAAGGCAGAAAUCAUGGAGAGCAUCAAGAGACUUUACCCUGGAUCUGUGUACGGCCGCCUGAUUGACCUGUGCCAGCCCACUCAGAAGAAAUAUCAGAUUGCUGUUACUAAAGUGUUGGGCAAGAACAUGGACGCCAUCAUCGUCGACUCAGAGAAAACCGGCCGAGACUGCAUUCAGUACAUCAAGGAGCAGAGAGGAGAGCCUGAGACCUUCCUUCCUCUUGACUAUCUUGAGGUCAAACCAACAGAUGAAAAACUGAGAGAGCUGCGCGGGGCCAAGCUGGUGAUCGAUGUGAUCCGCUACGAGCCGCCACACAUCAAAAAAGCCCUCCAGUACGCUUGCGGCAACGCUCUGGUUUGUGAGAAUGUUGAGGAUGCACGAAGGAUCGCUUUCGGAGGGCCUUACAGACACAAGACCGUAGCCCUGGAUGGCACGCUGUUCCAGAAGUCAGGAGUCAUCUCCGGAGGAGCCAGCGAUCUGAAGGCCAAGGCCAGACGCUGGGACGAGAAGGCGGUGGACAAACUAAAGGAGAAGAAGGAAAAACUUACAGAGGAGCUAAAGGAGCAAAUGAAGGCAAAGAGGAAGGAGGCAGAACUGCGUCAGGUGCAGUCUCAGGCACACGGCCUGCAGAUGAGACUAAAAUACUCCCAGAGUGACCUGGAGCAGACCAAAACCAGGCACCUCUCCCUCAACAUGCAGGAGAAAUCCAAACUUGAGAGUGAACUUGCGAAUUUUGGCCCUCGCAUCAAUGACAUCAAGAGGAUUAUCCAAUCCCGUGAGCGAGAGAUCACUGACCUCCGAGACCGCAUGAACCUAGUGGAGGACGAGGUGUUUGUUGAAUUCUGUAAGGAGAUCGGAGUGAGAAACAUCCGAGAAUUUGAGGAGGAGAAAGUGAAGAGGCAGAAUGAGAUCGCAAAGAAGCGUCUUGAGUUUGAGACCCAGAAGACCCGUCUGGGAAUCCAGGUGGACUAUGAGAAGAACCAGCUGAAAGAGGACCAGGAGAAAGUCAUGAUGUGGGAGCAAACUGUUAAGAAAGACGAGGCUGAGAUAGAGCGCCUUAAGAAGGAGGAGCACAGACACAUGAAAAUCAUUGAUGAGACGAUGGCCCAGCUGCAGGACCUGAAGAACCAACAUCUCACCAAGAAAUCUGAAGUCAACGAUAAAAACCACGAAAUGGAGGAGAUUCGCAAAAAACUGGGAGGCGCUAACAAAGAGCUGACCCAGCUCCAGAAGGAGGUCACUGCCAUCGAGACCAAACUGGAGCAAAAGCGCAGUGACCGCCACAACCUGCUGCAGGCCUGCAAGAUGCAGGACAUCAGGCUGCCUCUUCGCUCCGGAACCAUGGAUGAUAUCAGCCAGGGAGAAGGGAGCUCUCAGACAGAUGACUCUAGCAGUCAAAGGACGUCCAGCAGCGUUCUGGCUAAAGAAGCUCUAAUAGAAAUUGACUACAGCAACUUGUCUGAAGAUCUGAAGGAUACAUUGUCAGAAGAGGAGAUAAAAGCAGAGACAAACACACUGCAGCAGCGUCUGAACGAGCAGCAGAGCAUCCUGCAGAGGAUCAGCGCUCCCAACAUGAAGGCCAUGGAAAAACUGGAGAGCGUCAGGGACAAGUUCCAGGAGACCAGUGACGAGUUCGAGGCGGCGCGUAAGAGAGCUAAAAAGGCAAAGCAAGCCUUCGAGCAGAUCAAGAAAGAGAGGUUUGAUCGUUUUAAUACCUGCUUUGAGUCUGUGGCCACCAACAUCGAUGAGAUCUACAAAGCUUUGUCACGCAACAGCAGCGCCCAGGCUUUUCUGGGCCCAGAAAACCCAGAGGAACCGUAUCUGGAUGGUAUCAAUUAUAACUGUGUGGCGCCAGGGAAAAGGUUCAGACCCAUGGAUAACCUGUCUGGAGGAGAGAAGACGGUUGCUGCCCUGGCUCUGCUUUUUGCUAUCCACAGCUACAAACCGGCACCGUUCUUCGUCCUGGAUGAGAUUGAUGCCGCUCUGGACAACACUAAUAUUGGCAAAGUGGCCAAUUACAUUAAAGACCAGUCAGUACAAAACUUCCAAGCUAUUGUCAUUUCUCUGAAGGAGGAAUUCUACACCAAGGCUGACUCUCUUAUAGGCGUUUAUCCAGAGCAAGGAGAUUGUGUUAUCAGCAAAGUUCUCACCUUUGACCUGUCGCAGUAUCCUGAUGCCAACCCGAAUCCAAAUGAGUAACAAGAGCCUGCUCAGUACUGUCCUACAUAGUUACAGAUCAUGUAUUCAGUAAGUCUUCAGUUUUCUUUUGUUUUUAUUUUUUUUUAUAGUGUAGUCAUUCAUGAAAGCUUUCCUUUCUGGGAUGUUUUUUUUUUUAGUAAAACCUAAGAUUUCUGUACAUUUAAUGGAAACAACCCGCUCUGAAUUUGACCAUUAUUGUUCAUUAUUAUAGUGAAUUAUGAUGAAGUAAAAGGAGACUCAAAGCUUUUUAGUGAACUGUAGGAUUUUUACGAACCAGUUAAUGAAAUACCUUUAAAAUAAGCAAGUUCCUUUUUUAUACCGUCUAAGGCUCUCAUUUUGUUUGCUUAAAGCCUUUGCGUGUCCUCUGCGUGUUUAAAAGCAAAUUACAUUUUACAUGUGCAAGUUGUUUUUUUUUAAAGCUCAAUCAGGAGUUUUUAAUUGUGUGGUGGAUGGAUUCCCUGUGUUUGGUAACUAAAUAAAGCAGUGAAAAUGGCUGCAGCUUAAAGUGCUAUAGGAAGAUUUCAAAGCUUUUUGAAACCUGACUUAAUAAUAUUAUGUUGAAAGUACCUAAAAAGUUGGAGUAUCACCUGAAACCACUUCAGCAUGAAUAAGAUGAUUAUGUCUAUUUGUUUGGUUGGCUUUGCUUUAAUAAAUCUAACGUGAAAUUA